AUGAUUACUUCGCCAGAAACGUUGUCCUCAGCAUCUAUCGUAAUAACAAGCACUUUGUCUGUACAAUCGACAGUACCACGGACAUUAGAAUCUACCGCUACAUCAUCAGAAAGUUCUAAUACGCUAUCAACAAAUGAACCACAGAGUAGUGAUUACAUUGCCAUAAAUUCGACAGAGACCUCAGCGUUAUCAGAGACUGAAGCAUCACGUAGUUCAACACUAACAGAAAGUAGUGCAGCAACAAUACUGGAAACAUCUCAGAUCUCCACUAAACAAACACAUGUCACAUUAGAGCCCGAAACUGAGUAUCCCACAUCUCAAAUUAUUUCUAGUUCAGCUUUUCCUACAAUUGAAUAUACCAAGGAGGAAUCUUCGACAAGAACCACAACAGCAUUUACGGUGAUAAUUAUGCCGUCAUCGCUUGUAUCGGAAACCAAUACGAUAGAUCAGUCUCAAGCUACACUUUCAUCAUUAAUAAAUAUAACUACAAUUCAGUCGACGAUAUCUCAACAAAUAUCAGAGACACCGUCUACUCCAGUAACAGAAAAUUUCCUUCAAAGCUCAACUUUAGCACCAAUUAGCAUAUCAUCAGAAUAUGGCUCGACCGAACCAUCAGUAUUAUCACAAUCCAGCACGAUAAUAGAACUUGCCCGUGGAGCUGGACUGUUUUCAGUAAUUGUUCACCUUCUUGUGGUAAUGGAAGUCGAACCCUGGCAAGAAGUUGCUCUAUUUGCUCCGACACAUCGUGUACUUAUACGAUGGAACAAAGAGUGGAACAAUGUACAUUCUUACCGGCUUGUCCAGACAAAUCUCGUUUUGGAUGCGGUGCGUGGUACAGAUCCAACAGUUCGUUCGGCUGCAUACCAACUUUCUGAACCGAUGUUUUAUCCACCCUAUGAUUUCAGCACGCUAUAUAUAGUCGACAAAGGUUAUAUAUCAUUAGGUCAACCUUUAUAUCAGCGUGACAUGACUGAGAGCGUGUUUAAUAGCUUAGACAGAGCUAUCAUAGCUCCUUAUUGGACAAGUAUUUCUUAUAUUCCAAAUCUAUCUAAAGUAUUUGUUAAUAUGUACAAUACAAGCUCAAGCCUAAACGAUAUUUACGAUGUAAUUAAUCAAACAAUUAUACAAGCCUGUCCUACUUUAGAAUGUGAUUCAGUAAAAUAUAAUGUUAUGAAAAUUCUGCGUAUUCAAUGGACCAAUAUGCAAUAUCAAUCAGCAAAUGGUACUAAUUGGACUAAUAUUCAAUUUAGUGUUUUUAUUAUAAAUGCCUACGAUACAGCUUUAUCCACUAGGUCCGUUUUAAGAACUUAUCUUGCUUUUGAUUAUCGUAAUCUACCAUCCAUUCCAAAUUUAAACCCAUUUGUUGGAUAUCGAAGUCAACCUUUAAAUAACACAUUGCCUUACCUACGUAUUUUGAAUGAUCAGCAAAAUAGUGCCUUCAUAGGUCCCAACUCGAUAACUGGAAUGUACAUGGGUGGACGAUUUCUCACAAAAUGUGAAUAUGACUAUUGGAAAGAAGUUCAAGAGAUUCAAAUAGAUCCUACUAAGAAUUUGUACGAUACAGUUGUUAAUCCACGAUUUCCGUGUCCUUGUACAUACGAUCAAAUUCUUAAGGAUCAACGUUUUAUAUCGUUAAACAAUGAAAAUCAAUAUGAAAAAUUUAAUAACAUCAUUUGCUUUGGACCUCGAAACCAAAUACGCGUAAAAACUAGCAAAAAUACAUACAAUCUUCUAAAUUCACAGACUUGUUGUUAUAACUCGAUAACUAGUUCAAUGAUAAUAUCGGGUCCUUUUGCUGGCUCAGUUUUAAGAGAUCCAUCAAUCAUAUAUCAACCCACUGCUCACGAAAGACGAAUACCAGAACGUGAUGAUUGUUGUGUAGCAACGGGCAAUAUCAUUAACUGGAAUACGUGUAAACUUUAUUAUCAAAUACGUCCGGCUAGUGAUUGUGACACUUAUCGACCACCUAGUAUAGUAUGGUACGGUGGCGAUCCGCACGUGUAUACGAUAGAUGGAAGUUUAUAUACAUGCCAUAUUGUUGGAAGAUACAUUUUUGCACGCACAUCAUCACUGGGAAACAGCACUGCAUUUAAAAAUGAUAAUUUAGACGAGUCACCGCUACUGCCCUACAUACGAUCAAAAGGUUAUGCAUCUGUCUUUACACGUUUCAUUCUGAGUGCAGAUGAAGUAGAAUUUAGUAUAUCAAGUCAACCUGACAGUACAUUCAUUUUAACCGUUUCAAACAAUUUAAACAUUACACUACCCACAAAUGAUGUUUCAUAUUCUUACACUAAAAAUGAUAGCGAAAGACCAUUUUCAAUUGUUCAAACAACCUAUAGUCAAUUUUAUGAAGGUACAGAUACGACAUUACCAGAAUUAACAAUUUCAUUAUGGUCAGGACUAACACUAACAUGUACAGCAAUAUUGCAAGUUGUUUCCUGUACCUUGUUAUUACCAGAUAAGUUUAAAACUUAUAUUGAGGGUUUAGCUGGUAAUUUUGAUGGCGACGCAACGAAUGAUUUACGUUACAAAACAAAUGACACAAUAGUUAUUGAUCUCAAAGAUGAUUCUCAGGUGUACGAUGCAUGCGUAUCAUGCCAAUAUUGUGAUGAAAUGUUUAAUCCAUGCAAUUUACCAGGUGUCUGCGAAGUAAAUUUUCAAUAUGGUGCAACUUGUACUUUCUCACAGAAUGAUACGCAACCAUAUGUUUGCGAUGGUGAUUGUCUAGACGGUUUUGAAUCGCUUGACAAUUAUACAUGCAGUGAAGCCGAUGGUACAUGGCCCCUUCGUUGUCCAGAUUAUGGUACAAUAUGUAAUUAUAACAGUACGUUACAGAACUAUACAUGCGAUUGUUAUUCACCUUAUUUUAUUAAUACAAAUGGCACGUGUUUACUGUUGAAUACAUCAUUAUGUGAUAAUAGCACAUACAUUUGUCAAUUUAAUACUUUAGCAAACUUAGAAAUGAAAAAUGUCCAGUUGUCUUCUGAUCUAUAUUGUUUAGGUGGUAAAAUAUUUAAUAAUGGCACAUGCGAAUAUAAUCAUAUUGAUGAGUGUGAGUUAGGAAUGGCAGACUGUCCACUUAUUGUAUCUUAUUGUGUUGAUACAAAUGGUAGUUAUAUCUGUGAAUGUAAUAGUGGUUACGAAUUUAUGAUUGCGAAUCAAACAAAUUCAACUUGUCAAGACAUAAAUGAAUGUGUCAAAAAUCCUCUCAUAUGUACAAACUAUACUAUGACAUUUUGUGAAAAUGUUCCAGGAACCCAUGAAUGUCGGUGCAACCCCGGCUAUGCACCAGACGAAAAUAUCUAUGGAAUACAACCUCAAUGUGUGAUUUGUGAGUAUUUGGAAACGGGUCAGUGCAAUAAUAAUAAUAAUGCUUGCAACUGUUUUUUAAAAAAUAAUGUUACAUAUGAGCAACCAUAUUGUGAGAAUUCAAUCGACAUAUCAUUGAAAUCUACUGGAACCACCAACUGGACAGUUUUACUAGGUGUUGUUAGUGGUAUUGCCGGUUUAUUACUUGCCAUUUCAUUAUGUAUGUGUGCCUAUUUUAUUUAUCAAAAACGUCGUCGUCCAACAACUAAAACGGUAGUUUCAAGAUCUAUAUGGACUAUUCCAAGAGUAAAAUUGCCAACAUUGGGUAGCAUGGUACCAUUCGACGACAUUGGUUUUACUUAUAAUGAAGGCAACAGUGAUGAUGGCAGUACACAUGAUUUACAAAUUGAAGAAUCAAUAUCGUCCACCUAUCGUGCUACAUACGAUAGUGAACAAACAUUGAAAUCAAUUGAUAGUCAAUUUUUUAAAGAUUUAGAAAAUAUUACGUCACUUCGUACGUCAAGACCACGUCCACAAAUUUCAUCUACAAUUGAUACGUUAAACAGUAUCCCAGUGAACAGUGAUAUGAGUACAAAUGUACUCGAAGAUUUCGAUGAAUUAAGCGAAAGCGAAUUCAUUACCGAUUUAAUGGACGAUAUGAUCAAAAACGAUAUAAAUGACGAUUUUACCGAAGCACUUAAUCCACAUUUAGCAAUACCACGAGUAAAUUCGACUACAAAAUCAGACAGCCUAUUUUCGGUAAAUUCUGAAAUUAAAGUUUAG
Messenger RNA from Didymodactylos carnosus, 4092 nucleotides. Lineage: Eukaryota; Metazoa; Rotifera; Eurotatoria; Philodinida; Philodinidae. The record is from the annotation of a GenBank genome assembly.